UGGGAUCCUAUUUUAAGGUCAUAGAUAUGAUUCAGCUUGGAGUCUUAAUAUAUGUAUUUAGGUCACAUCAUUCCCUCCCGCACCCUGUCAUAUGACACCCAACCCGUGAUGCAGUACGCAAGUGCUUUCCAGACAGAGCUGGGCGUCUGCCGGCUGAACUAGUUCAACCCCUGAGGAAUGUGUUUGUGCACGUCUGCAGUACUUUGCCCUGCCCCUUGCUUGGAAUUAUUAUCGACGGCCUCAAAGUCUUCCAGGAAAAGCAGUCUUCCAACAGGACGCAGGCCGAGCUGAGUACUGUGGGAGCUGACACUAUUAUCACAUGAAACACAAGUGAUUUUCUUAGAGGUGCCCACCUUUGAAUUUAAAUCACAUAUUCAGUGAGCACAUGAAUAGCUGUGAAUGUGUCAAAAGCAGAGAGGCGUUUAAUGUAAAUGUGACUCUUAUCAGUGAAGGACUUUGACUGGGGUCAUUGUAUUUUCUCCAGCAGGGUGACUGGACCUGUUUUUGGGUGGGACGCUCAGUUUCACGUCAGCAGAUUUCACAACAAGUGUGUUAAACUGGUUUCAGCAGAGCUUCAGUUUACUGAAUGGAUCUGAUGAAACAUACAGGCGGCUGCCACUGUGGGGCUGUUAGGUUUGAAGUCCUACAUUCCCCAGACCUCCAUGUUUUCCACUGCAACUGUAGCAUCUGCACAAAGAAACAAAACCAUCAUUUCAUUGUUCCAAAACAUCACUUCACACUCUUACAGGGGUCAGAUAAUCUGACCACGUACACGUUCAACACUCACGUUGCUAAACACACCUUCUGUAAAACCUGUGGAGUUCAAAGUUUCUACACUCCACGCUCCAACCCUGAUGGAUAUGGGGUUGCGCCACACUGUCUGGACCCAGGUACAGUCCGCAGUGUCACAGAGGAGAAGUUUUGUGGGGAGAAAUGGGAGGAAAGCAUGCAAGCUCACAAGAGCAUCAGAGACAUGUCUAAACCUACAACAGACACAAAAUAACACCACUGCGAUGUAAGAAUCUUUUUAAUCUGGAAACUGUACAGUGUUUUCAACAAAUCUUUGACAUUAUAACUAAAAACAGCUCAACUGUUUCAAACCAUAGUGUUGUUUUUAUACAGUGUAAUGACAAUAAAGAUGUUUCACUAGCAAACA
Molecule: messenger RNA, 1156 nt
Organism: Epinephelus lanceolatus (giant grouper)
Lineage: Eukaryota; Metazoa; Chordata; Actinopteri; Perciformes; Serranidae
Source: RefSeq, a predicted model, not a curated record